AUUUUGUUGAUAGUAGAUCUUUAUUCGUUUGAAUAGCGUACAAAAUGGACCUAACUAAGUUACCAAACGAGAGAAAAUUGUAUCUUUGCAAGUGGUACUUUUACGCUGGUUUUGCUUUGCUACCAUUUCUAUGGGCAGUGAACGCCAUUUGGUUUUUUAAACAAGCAUUUAUUGUGCCUGCGUAUGAAGAACAAAAACUUAUAAAAAAAUAUGUAAUUUUCUCUGGCAUUGGGGCUAUAUUAUCAGCAUCAUUAUACAUUUCGUGGAUCGUAGUAUUUCAAACUCAACGAACACAUUGGGGUGAAUUAGCUGAUUCCAUUACUUACCUUUAUCCAGCUGGAAGUCCAUAAUGAUUUAGAUCAUUUAAAUUAAUUAUAAGUAUUGAGGAUAAAUAAAUAUUUAUAUAUAACACCAUAAAACUAUUGCAAAGUUAUGCUUUAUUAGAGACAUACACAAUCCAGUUUAUCAACUUGUCUUGUGUUUCUCUUGAAUUUUGUUUUUUCUUUCCAUUAUUUGUUAAGAUAGGAAGUUAUUGUUUGUUUAUAGUGAACUAAAUAAAUUAUUUGUAUUAUUGACUCUUUACAGUAUAGAUAAUUAUAUAAUAAUUCAGAAGUUGCUUAUCACUGAAAAAUUUGCAGCAUCAAAUGUAAGAGGGGCCUAUUGGCCAAAUUCAUCAAGAUAGAUAGAUAGAGUUUUAUUGAUUAAAAUCAAGAGCAUAACACUGCACCGAACCACCGCCAAAUUGAAUUAUACUUUCCUAACUAACUAUGAGUUGAAUCAAGCUGAUGAUUGCCAUAAUUGAAAGUCCAAGUGUUUUGGUACCUCUCACUAAAAUGAAAUGUCAACCAUGCAGUAUUCAUCUCGUGUUUUCAAAUUUAGUUUAAAUCCAAACUAAUUGAAUUCAUUAGUCCUUAUUAUAGUACUAUUCAUUUUAUAGUAGUCACUCUUGACAAAAUUUUUGUAAUUGUAAAUAAUAAUGAUUUUUAAUAAAAAAAAAUUUAAACAAUGGA
This is a messenger RNA of Trichogramma pretiosum, 1010 nucleotides long. RefSeq names its product gamma-secretase subunit pen-2 (gene pen-2). The coding region runs from base 45 to 350 and encodes 101 amino acids. The record is from RefSeq and is a predicted model, not a curated record. Gene Ontology annotation, biological process: Notch receptor processing. Gene Ontology annotation, cellular component: gamma-secretase complex. Lineage: Eukaryota; Metazoa; Arthropoda; Insecta; Hymenoptera; Trichogrammatidae. The transcript has 3 exons.